CAGUCGUUCGCUGGCAGACGUGCUGGCAACGUGCGUCGCAGUCGCAGCAGUUUCCGAUUCGGGUUCAGAUCGAGAUUCGGGUUCGGAUUAACACUCGCGCAGUGCCAGUUUUGCAGGGGUUUUGUGCGUGAUUGGAAAACGUGUCGCCUGAAAGUAAUAGAAAAGUGCACUGUUUGCAGGUGAAUGCAAAUGUGAGUUUCAUAUGGCUGAGAUUACAAACGGACGAUAAGGGAACAUAUUGAGUUUAUGUGGCGCCAAUAUCACUAUCUAUGUAUGCAUUGUCUUCUUGACGGGCGGAAAAUUGUGAAAAUGGGUUGGAACUGCGAUGGGAGGGCAAGGUACUGCCCACAGACUUGGCCAACACUUGAGACGCCAACUUUUUGCGUCUUUUGAACGCAAGCAAACAAACUGAGAGAUAAAACAUCCAAACGGUCGUCCUGUGGUCAUUCCCAUAUUUAGUCCGUUCUUUAGGUAUUUUAUUAAUGGUCCACAGAGGUCAUAGACAAAUUGUAAAGAAUCAAGUUUACAUUAAUUUUCUUUAUUUUAAAACUGUUAAAUCCAAUGUCAUGGUUGUCUAUGAAUGCCAAACUAACAUUUUUUCACGGUGCAUAUAUUUGUUUGUGCUUUCCUCUUGGCCAUUUCAAAUGUUUUUUUUUCGCAAAUUUAUUGCGCACACUUGAGUGUUUGUUUGUAAACAUUUCGAUUCGAGUAAUUGGACACGUUCGCCGCAUUCGGUGCACUCACUAAUUUACUCAUAAAUGGAGCCACACCAAAUCAACAGCGUCAUCGGCGUCCAAUACGCGUAAACACUGAAGGCAGAAAGUGUGGAGGCAGAAAAUUUUGCUUGAAUUACACAAUUCUCACAGCUCACAACAAAAAACAGCUGAUUUUCACACACCCUUUAACACGCUUCCCCCCGCCCCUCUCUUUUCAUUGCUUUACUUGUUGAAAUGUUUUUGGGCAGAGAAAACGCGAGAGCUAAAUCUUCCUCGCAGCCAAUGGUACGUAUGAGCAAUGUCAAGUAUACGCUCCGUAGGCCACCGGCAUUGUGAACGGAGAGAGUGCAAGUGGGGGUGGGAAAGAGAAUCAUCAGCUGUCCAUUGCCCCCGUUCAGCUUGCCAUCCGUUUAGUUUCGUUUCGUUUCUCUUCUCCUCUCUUGAAUUCAGCUUUAUCGGCUUUGUUGUGCUUCGAUGCGAUUCGAUUGGAUUCGAUUCAAUAAGAUUGCUUUGUUUUUAAAAAUACAUUUUCAUUUGUUUUGAUUUCCCCUUCAGUUGGAAUUUUCUUUGUUUGGCGAUACUGAUAAUAGAAUAGGUACGGACUAUUUAAAGAAGCACAAUAAGUAGAUUGGACAACUUAAUUCAGUCUAAUGGUACAAUUUUGUUAAUAUUUUGUUGUAUUUUAAAAUAGCCUAGUAUUCAUUGAUUGAAACGCUGAAGUUUUAAAGGGCAAGCCACUCUGUUUAUCCAGUUUAACCAAGUUGUUUAUUAAUAUACAUAAUUAAUUCUACAAAAUAUUUUUUCAUUUUUACCAGUUUAUUUUUGUUUAUCUUUCGCACCACUGUGCUUCAUAUAUAAUCGUUGCACACUCAAUGGAACUCACAUAUACGCAUUGUACGAAAAAACUACGUAGAAAGCCGUAUAUAUAUUUAAUUAAAUUUGUGAGUUGUUAGGUUCUUUGUUGUUGGUGGUGCCUAUAAUACUGCUUCAUUUGGCGUAGCUUGAGAACGGCAAUCCCCAUUAAAUAGCAUCAUUUGCCGCCGAGCAUCGGAGCUGAUUGCUUGGCGCCCGGAGUAAUCAAAAUUGAGUUUAAUUUUAAAUAAGGUUCAAGAGUGCGGCGUGAAUCCGCUGGCGGCAAUAGCCACCAACCAAUUAGAAGAUAAUCUGAAGCUCGCAUUUCUACGACUUGUUCUUCGUGAAGUGACCCAGAAAAACUCUGCUGAAUACUAGGUCAUACAGCCAAAAACAGAAAAACAAAACCGAAGCAAAACAAAAACGGAACAAAUCGGCAUGAACUUGGAACAAACCGAAUCUGGGCAAUUUUAAUUGAGCCAGCAGAGUCGCGAGUGUUUGGUUUUCUCAUCUGGCCAGCAACUUCUCACCUGAUGACCCAACAUGAAGGGCAUCUGCGGUGAGCAGCUCAACAAUUGCAUGCUCCUGGGCGACUGUGAGAAUAGUGAACAUGGCACAGAACUGCCCGGUGAUUUUAUCGGGGAGCCAGUGGAAACGGAGUCCGGAGGCGGAAUGGGCGGUAGUCUGGCCCUAGCCGCCCGUCGUAUCCGAAGCCGCCAGGUGCACAGCAUGGCCGUGCGAACGGGUAGUGCGUAUGAUACCCUGGAGCGACCAUAUCGGCAUGAUAAAUGUCGUGGUCGUUGGGCCAAAUCGGCGGACUUUUACUUUGCCAGCUGCACACAUGCCUUCAGUUCGCUGAUCUUUUCGGAGCUCUCCACCUUUGGAAUACUUCAUGGCGGUUGGCUUUUGUUUAUAAUCGCCUACCUGAUGGGAAUGCUAUUUUACUCGCUGCCAAUAUUUUUGAUCCAAGCCUUUUUGGGACAGUUUUCAAGUUCUGGAACCAUAUCAGCAUUUCGCGUGGCGCCAAUAUUUAAAGGCAUUGGCUACGCCAUUCUGCUCCUCAAUCUGGGAACGCUCACCUAUUACAGUAUAGCAGCUGUAGUGCCCCUCAUAUAUACCGUGAAUUCAAUACACCCAGUGAUACCCUGGAUGAGUUGCAACAAUAGUUGGAAUACCCAGGAGUGUUCCUUGCACGAGAACUACGACGUCGAUUUCGCCGUCGCCGUUAUCUUCACCUUGGCCCUCGCCAUGGGCGUGCAGUCGUCUGUGAUCCCCCUGCUGUCCCAGGUGGCUGGACAUGGACUGUCCUACACCGCCGUUUCCGGACCCGCUGUGGUGGCCUCUCCCUGGGCCGUUCCCGCCGCCCACUGGCCUGCUGCCGUGAACGUGGCUUCGUGGCCUCCGGCAGCGAUCCACGCCGCCGCUCCUGCCGUGCUUGCUGCCCCUGCUCCCGCUGUGGUUGCUGCUCAUGCUCCCUCAGUCGUCGUGGCCCCAGUGGCUCACAGUGGCGUCUACACUGCCCAGACCCGUGGUGCCAUUCACACCGCUCCUCUGGCCGGACACAUCCUCCAUCAAUGCCGCUCCCGCACCCGGAACCUUGUAAGGAGUAUACCGCCUUCAAUCCCUUUGUCGAUCGGACCAUUGCCUCUGCCACGGAUACUGCCAUUGAUGGGGAAGUCGAACUUUAGACCCCUCAACACGUUAUGUAAAUACAUUGUAUAUAUAGCCAUAUAUAGACAGGGUACUCGCACCUAGCACCUGAACAGGAUCCUUUCAUACCUGUCCCGAAAAAAAGGAGUCAUCAAAAUUCUCUUCCGACCUAAGCACCCGGCCACGUUUGUGGUUGCCUAUUUCUCUCGCUUACCUAUUUAUUUAGCAUACAUUUUCCAAGCAUCCUGUGAAAAAACCAUCACAAGUUUUCUUCGAACGGAAUGCCAAGUGCAUUCUGGAAGGAAAUGCUUGUACAUCUACAUAAUGCCAAUAAAGAAAAUGUAACUAAAGUAU
This is a messenger RNA of Drosophila melanogaster (fruit fly), 3572 nucleotides long. RefSeq lists its product as uncharacterized. Gene Ontology annotation, biological process: glycine transport. Lineage: Eukaryota; Metazoa; Arthropoda; Insecta; Diptera; Drosophilidae. The transcript has 4 exons. The coding region runs from base 2112 to 3323 and encodes 403 amino acids. Gene Ontology annotation, cellular component: membrane. The record is from RefSeq and is marked reviewed.